Prionailurus viverrinus (fishing cat) is the source of this 1035-nucleotide messenger RNA. RefSeq names its product myo-inositol oxygenase (gene MIOX). Gene Ontology annotation, cellular component: cytoplasm. Gene Ontology annotation, molecular function: inositol oxygenase activity; iron ion binding. Lineage: Eukaryota; Metazoa; Chordata; Mammalia; Carnivora; Felidae. The coding region runs from base 1 to 891 and encodes 296 amino acids. The transcript has 9 exons. Gene Ontology annotation, biological process: inositol catabolic process. The record is from RefSeq and is a predicted model, not a curated record.
AUGGAACUGGCAUCAAGGCGAAAUGGGUUUCAUCCUCCACCCAACCAGGGCCCAGACCCUUCCCUGGUCUACCGGCCCGAUGUGGACCCAGAGGCAGCCAAAGACAAGGGCAGCUUCCGAAACUACACCUCUGGCCCGCUGCUGGACCGUGUCUUUGCCACCUACAAGCUUAUGCACACGCAGCAGACCGUGGACUUCGUCAGGAAGAAGCACACCCAGUUUGGGGGCUUCUCCUACAAGAAAAUGACUGUGCUGGAGGCUGUGGCCAUGCUGGACGGGCUGGUGGACGAGUCGGACCCAGACGUGGACUUCCCCAAUUCCUUCCACGCCUUCCAGACUGCUGAGGGCAUCCGGAGAGCCCACCCUGACAAGGACUGGUUCCACCUCGUGGGGCUGCUGCAUGACCUGGGGAAGGUCCUGGUUCUGGCAGGGGAGCCCCAGUGGGCGGUUGUUGGAGACACCUUCCCAGUUGGCUGCCGUCCCCAGGCCUCUGUGGUUUUCUGUGACUCCACCUUCCAGGACAACCCCGACCUCCGGGAUCCUCGAUACAGCACAGAGUUCGGCAUGUACCAGCCCCACUGUGGGCUAGAGAACGUCCUCAUGUCCUGGGGCCAUGACGAGUACAUGUACCAGAUGAUGAAGUUCAACAAAUUCUCUCUCCCGCCGGAGGCCUUCUACGUGGUCCGAUUCCACUCUUUCUACCCUUGGCACACGGGUGGCGACUACCGGCAGCUGUGCACUGAGCAGGACCUGGCCAUGCUUCCCUGGGUGCAGGAGUUCAACAAGUUUGACCUCUACACCAAGUGCCCAGAUCUGCCGGAUGCGGACGAGCUGCGGCCCUACUACCAGGGGCUCAUUGACAAGUACUGCCCCGGUGUGCUGAGCUGGUGACCGGCCUGCCCACCCUGCCCGGGCCCGGUCAGGUGCCCUGGGGUGACAGCCAAGGUUGGGGGGACUCCACGUGCACAUCUGCGGCCAACACUCCCUGUCCUGGUGGCCACUCCGCCCAGUGGCAAUAAAGACCUUGAAGCAGCU